Pelodiscus sinensis (Chinese soft-shelled turtle) is the source of this 1659-nucleotide messenger RNA. NCBI's taxonomy places the organism in Eukaryota, Metazoa, Chordata, Testudines, Trionychidae. The record is from RefSeq and is a predicted model, not a curated record.
CCAGCCGAACCGAAGGGAGCUCGCGCCGUAGUGGCCGGUACCCGUUGGGGUGCGGGGAAGGGGCGCGCAGGGUUCCCGCCACACCGCGCCUGUCGCGAGCAGCUCACCCAGCAGGCGAAUCGCCGCCUGUCCCCGCCCCCCCUCCCUCCGGUCGCCUCCCGCUCCUCUCCGGGCCCUGCCUGGCUCCGCGCCUCAGCGCCGCCCUCACUCGGGCCCCCUUUGCCUUAGGGGCCUUUGGGCUUUGUUCGAACUCCAGCGGCUGCGGCAGGUGUUGUUGAGUCCCUGCCCCCGGCCACAGCUGCAAAACCUCGCUUCUUGGUUAAACCCAAAUGCCACCAGCGCAGGCGCGUGCCGGAGGGGAACAUGAACAGUGAUCUCACCGUUGGAAAAGCUUCACACACAACGCACGGUCCUGCAGCGCCUUAGAGACUCGCAACAGAUGUAGACGGCAUUUGUAAAGACCAAUGGAGGAAGACAAAUGGAACAGUGCUGCAAGAGUCAUUCAGAGAUGCUGGAAAAGAUGUAUUGACAUCCGUGUCUUUCGAUACUAUAAGGAACUAAUAGGCUUUAGAGGAGUUGGGGACCCUCAUCUUCUGAUGAAGUGCAUUGACCCUAGAGAGGCAGAAUUACUAGAUGCUGCAGCAGGUGUUUAUAUCCGAUUCAGACUAGGUGGUACCAAAUAUCCUCCAAGUAUAUAUUACAAAAUAUUCACUCAUAGACCCAUUGUGGAUAUGUGUGCUAACAGUCCUAAAGAUUAUACAAAGUCAAAACAUAAACAGCUAUUGCCAGAGGCUGUUCAUGGAAAGAUUUGGAAGGAUGACCGUCGUGGCUGGUACAAGCGUGUGGAGAACAAUGGUUGGAGACUUCUUUCUAUCAGAGUUUGGAGGACCAUAGAUUCUGUAACUGCUGAGGACAAUACAAAAGAAAAGGAAUUCCAUUAUUCUAAACUGAAGAGGAAAAAAGACAUUGACAGGAGAAGAAAAAGGAGAAAGAUUGAAUGGAUGACAAAAAUGUAUUAUGCAGGGAGCCUCCGAGUCAAAACAGAGGACCCUACCACUGCAGUCUUAAUUCAGAGAAGUGCAGAAGGCAUUGUCAAUGCUGUUGAGAAAGGAGGAACAGACAACGUAAUGGAAUGGGAAGUGGAUGAACUGUUAAAAUGGACAAAUGCACUAAACUUUGAAGAAUAUAUUAGCCAGUGGAAAGAAAUUGCAACAAGCAAUUCAUCGGCUAACUACCAGGGUUUCCAGUUUUUUGUCUCAGAACAUGAUUCAUGUGAAUUCUCACAGCAACCUCAUAAUACCAUCCAGGAAAUACCAAUUCUGAAUCUUUUAACUUUGAAUGAAUCAGAUUUUAAGUCAGGGACAUCUCUAACACCAUUAAACUCACCUUGUGACUGAUGAGCAAGUCUCCAAACAAUUCUGAAUGAUAAUUUUGCUCCACUUCAAUGUGAUAAGUAGAGCUAUAAUUUCUGCAGUUAGAGCUGACUAAAUAAGAAAUCUGCAUGUAAAACAAACAUGUGCUGGUCCAUGAUUCUUUUAUAAAAACAAAUCCAUGAAUCAGUAUCCAAAUCCAUGAAUCAGUCAUGUUAACCAUAACUUUCUCUGCUUUUCUUUCUGUUCUAGAACAUCUACUUCUCCAAUAAAAUUUACCAAAUGGUUC